Messenger RNA from Arachis ipaensis, 1135 nucleotides. The record is from RefSeq and is a predicted model, not a curated record. NCBI's taxonomy places the organism in Eukaryota, Viridiplantae, Streptophyta, Magnoliopsida, Fabales, Fabaceae.
AAUCUCUAUUUCUGUCUUUCCGUCCCAAUCACCCUCCCUCCCAAACAUAGCAGUAGAGUCUGACGGUUACACAAAGCAAACGCUAACAUUACAGGAAGAAUGCAAGGGCGAGGACUGAGCAGGCCAUUAUUGGGCCUUACUAGCAACAAAUUGGGCUCAGUUGGCCCAAUUUUUGGAUAAAUGAACCACGGUCCCUGGUUAGUUGUUAGUGGUUACCACUUCAACACUGGCUAUGGCGCGAGGGGUGAUCCUCUCUACGCCAUGUCUCACUGCUUCUACUUCUUCACUCUUAGCUUCCUUCUCCAAAACCCCACCAAAAAGUUUCAAACUUUCACUCUCCUCGCACCUUCUGCAUCAUCACCAACCAUGCACUCUCCCUCUUACUUGCUGCUUCUCCGUCUCAUCUUCUGAAGCACAAUGCUCAAUCGACUUGUCAAAGUACAGAGAAGCUUUUUCCAGGCGCAUGGCUAUGGCGGGACUCAAACCUCAUCACCGUAUUGCUUUGGGAGUCUCUGGUGGUCCUGAUAGUAUGGCACUCUGUGUCUUAACCGCUGGCUGGAAAACUGCUGGUGCUAAUGCUGUCAACACUGACAGUGGUGGUUUCAUUGAUGGUCUAUUGGCAAUUAUUGUUGAUCAUGGACUGCGUGCAGAGAGCAAAGAGGAGGCCAACAUUGUUUGUUGCCGUGUUUCCAAAAUGGGAAUCAGAUGCGAGAUUGCCAACUGUGAUUGGUCAAGUGGCAAGCCGAAACAGGGUCAGUUGCAAGAAGCUGCUCGUGAUAUGAGAUAUCAAAGCUUUCAAAAAGUUUGUGCUGAAAACCAGAUUGGCAUACUACUUGUUGCACAUCAUGCAGAUGAUCAGGUUUGCCUUGCCAUACUUUGUUUAUACCUAUAUCUCCAUUCUCUCAGUAUGUGAGGGUGAAUUACAUUGCAUUUACAUGGGAGGCUAGUAGCUCUUGACACAAGCUUUUGAAAUAGGUCUCACCCUUAUGGUUGUAAGCAGUUAUAUAACAUGUUCAAUAAUGUGAUGCAUAUAUUAAGUCAAUAUUUUGGAGAAGUAUUUGGACUUUUUCAUUAGAAAUAAGCAAAUUGAGUUGUUUUAUGAAUUAAAGGCUUGUUCAAAUUUAGACUUGUAGUG